AUGCCGCUUCGACCGACCAUUGCGAGAUUUAUCGACAGCCAGACGUCGUUGCCGCUAAACGCGACCGAGCUGCAAGGACCGUCGCGCCGUCUGCUCAAGGCGCGCCAUCAUGACAUUGACAAAAUGGACAUACAGACCAAGUCGCUGACUGCGACACUGCAGUCCAAAGCCAUUAAAUUUACUGUGUACAAGGUGCAGAUCUGUAGUACCGCCCGCUUUGCCAAUAGCGUCAAGUGGACGAUCGUCAAGCGCUACUCGGAGUUCUUCAGCUUUCGUCACACUCUGCUCAAGCACAUGGAGAAAUGGGACCGGCAGUUUUGCGACGACGCGAGGCGGCUACUAUGCAAGGAGCUGACGCUCGCGAAAGCGCUGUUGCUGCCGGCGCUGCAGAUUCCGGAAUUUCCUCGCAAACACCUGCGGUGCGACACCGAUAUCAUUGUCAGGGAACGGCGGAAGAAGCUGCAGCAGUUUGUGCGCGAGAUGCUGGACGCGUACGCUGACAUUUCAGUGUUUAUCUACGACACCCAAUUGCGAAACACACGCACCGUCUCUAGUCUUAGCGAAGCUCUUCAUAUGCUCGAGGAAUUUCUACAGUUUCCGCCGCAGCAAAAAGAGGUGAACCGUUGUCAAACUGCUGCUGUCUUGGCGCUGGAAGACGUCGGACCUGAAGACAUUGCAAGCUCGAUCGCGACGGACCACUCGUGCUGCAUUUGCCUGCGCGAGUACGACUGUAAAGAAGAAGCGUAUGGGACUAGUGUAGAUAGUAUGGUAAAGCUUCCUUGCUCGCACCAUUUCCACGAAGACUGUAUCAUCCACUGGUUCAACACUAGCACCACGUGCCCUUUGUGCCGAAAACUUGCAUUCGCAGAAGUGCAGCGGUCGUUCGCAGUGCGGAUCGAGUGA
Hyaloperonospora brassicae is the source of this 903-nucleotide messenger RNA. NCBI's taxonomy places the organism in Eukaryota, Oomycota, Peronosporomycetes, Peronosporales, Peronosporaceae. The record is from the annotation of a GenBank genome assembly.